GUUGGUUCCAGACUGGGGGUUUGUGCAGGUUUCCAUCGGCCCCCGGCCCAGCAGGCACGGGAAAGUGUCCCCCGUCCCCAGGGGUAUAUAUACCUCGAUGAUGAUCACCUCGUUUGAACGGACAUCAAGCCCUUUGCCAGUCACUUCCUUUCGCUUGUCGUUUGGGGUUCUGUCUUUCAUUUUGUUUUUCUUUCCCUUGUCUAUCAUUUACACCUGUCUGUCGUUAACCUGACCAGGCUGCCCUAGUGCCGGCCAUACUCAUCAGUUCUUUCCUUCUUAUUGUUUUAUAUCGUUCCAUCCCGAUUGACUCGUGAUCGACAUUCGCUAUUACCUUAUCGACCUUUUCCUGAUACCCCUCCGCUUCGUUGGCAUCAUGCGUUCCAGCAAGCUUCUUCUCCUCGCCGGUCUGGCGAAUUAUGUCCUCGCUCUUCCCACCAAGGACACCAAGGAUCUAGACCCCCGCACUCUUGGUCUCGCCGUCGAGAUCCUGUCCGAAUUCGGCAAGGACCUGACGACCAUCGUUGAAGAUAUCCUCGGCGGUGGAAAAAGCUCAACAUCCGUCCUUGCUGGUAUCAGUGCCCGGGCUGCCGCUGCCCUCAACGGUGGUGCCUUGGGUUGCAAGGCCGGUGCGAUUGAUGCCGACAUCCGUGCCGAAUUGGCCGCCUGGAUCCGCGCUCAUGCUGGAUUCGAGGCUUCUCUGAAGACCGAGCUCCUCGCCUGGUGUGAGGGUGAGGCUUCAGCAACUCUCUCGACCGAAGUGUGCGCCGGGCUGUCCUUGUUCGUUCCCACUUGCGCCAAGACGGCUGCCGCCGGUGACCUUUACGUGACCAUUGACGGUAUCUUUGAUGUCACCACCCUUGAGGCCGGCGUGGUUCUCAGCUCUUCCUUCCAGUCUUCGCUGUCCGCGUUCAUCUCCGGCUCCGUCGGUCUUGAGCUGGAUGCCAACCUCCGCGCUGGUCUUUCUCUUUGCGCGGGUGGUGGUGUUCAUGCUGAUCUCCACGCCGAUCUCGCCGCCGCCUUGAAGGUCUGGCUCAAUGGCUCGUCUUGCUCCCUGAGCGCCGAGCUCAAGGUUGCCGUCCUGGCCUGGUUGGAGGGCAAGAUUGAGACUGGUGUCGUUGCCAUCGGUUCCAUUCCCACUGGCGGUGUUACUGCCGUCUCCGUUGGUGCUGCCAUCAGCGCCUGGAUUGAAGGCGAGGGUGCUCUUACCGCGACUGCCCAAGCUUACAUCUCUGCCUUCCUUGAGUCCAGUGUUUCUGCUGACAUUGAGGCCGAUGUUCAGGCCGUCCUCGAGGCCUGUAUUGCCGGCAAGCUCGCCACCUCCGUUUCCGCCGAUGCCCGUGCGGCCUUGGCCGUCUGGUUGUCCGGUUCCAGCUGCAGCCUGGGAGCCGAACUCAAGGCCGCUCUCUACCUCUGGCUCUCUUUCUCUGUCACUGAAGUCAGCAUUGAAAUCUCCACCAGCCUUAUCACUGAGCUCGAGGCCUUCCUUACCGGCACUAUUGAGGCAUCCCUCGGAUCCAGCCUUCGUGGUACCCUCUGGCUCCUCCUUUCCGGCGAGAGCAUCGUCUAUCUUUCCGUUGAGGCCCGUGCCGAGUUGGCCGCUGUCCUCGGUGGUGCUGUUGACAUCGAGAUCAGCAGCAGCUUCAACCUCCUCAUCAUCGAAUGGCUCACCGGCUGCAGCAUUCCGGGUGCCCCCACCAUCACCUCCGGCUCUGGUUCGACCACGAAGCUCAUCUCCAGCCCAUCCACUGCCCCCGUCGCUGCCUCCACCGCUCCCGCCACCCCCACUGGCGCUUCUCCUGUCGGUGGCUCUGGCUCUCCUUCUCCUUCGGGCACCGGUCCUAGCGGUGUCAGCCCUACCGAUGUCACCGGUGGCCAUGGCUCCGGCUCUGGCACCGUUGGCGGCUCCGGCUCUGCUUCUGCCUCUGGCUCCGUCUCUGGUCACGGCUCUGGCUCCGGUUCCAUCGGUGGUUCUGGCUCGGGUACUGUCGGCGGUUCUGGCUCUGCUUCCGCCUCCGGCUCCGUCUCUGGCCACGGUUCCGGCUCUGGUUCCAUCGGCGGCUCUGGAUCUGGCACCGUUGGCGGCUCCGGCUCUGCUUCUGCCUCUGGCUCUGUCUCCGGCCACGGCUCUGGCUCUGGCUCUGGCUCCAUUGGUGGUUCGGGCUCUGGCACCGUCGGUGGCUCUGGCUCUGCUUCCGCCUCCGGCUCUGUCUCCGGCCACGGCUCUGGCUCUGGUUCUAUCGGCGGCUCCGGCUCUGGACCGUUGGCGGCUCUGGCUCUGCUUCCGCUUCUGGCUCCGUCUCUGGCCACGGCUCCGGCUCCGGCUCUGGCUCUGGCUCUGGCUCUAUUGGCGGCUCCGGUUCUGGUUCUGGUUCUGGCUCCGGCUCCGGCAUCAGCGGCGGCUCUUCUCCUUCCGGCACUGGCCCCAGCGGUGUCAGCCCUACCGACAUCACCGGCUCUGGCUCUCCUAAGGGUCCCACCCCCUCUAGCACCCCUGUCACUCCUGGUGGCUCCUCUCCUACCGGCGGUGUGAUUGGCGGCGGCUCUGGCCAUGGCUCCGGCUCCGGCUCUGGUUCUGGUUCUGUUGGUGGCUCUGGCUCUGGCUCUGGCUCUGGCUCUGGUUCUGGCUCUAUCGGCGGAUCCGGCUCCGGUACUGGUGCUGGUGCUGCGACCACCCCUU
Messenger RNA from Aspergillus aculeatus ATCC 16872, 2677 nucleotides. Its product is annotated as putative cell wall protein. NCBI's taxonomy places the organism in Eukaryota, Fungi, Ascomycota, Eurotiomycetes, Eurotiales, Aspergillaceae. The transcript is spliced from 4 exons. The record is from RefSeq and is a predicted model, not a curated record. Bases 374 to 2530 code for a protein of 718 amino acids.